Medioppia subpectinata is the source of this 1647-nucleotide messenger RNA. The record is from the annotation of a GenBank genome assembly. Lineage: Eukaryota; Metazoa; Arthropoda; Arachnida; Sarcoptiformes; Oppiidae.
AUGGUUAUCUGGUCUCAGAGGACGGACACACUGACUGCGGCGGACACCGGGAAGAGUCCGAAGACGGAGCAAAACUACAGCGACAUGAAUGUGAUCGAUGGCCUCAAACUGUUGUACACAUCGCGAGUACUUCCACUGGAAAAGCAUUAUCUCUUCGAUGAGUUUCAUUCGCCGCCAUUAGAGGACUCGUACUUCGAGGCCAAGCCAUCCAUUCUGAUGGUCGGCCAGUACUCGACCGGAAAGACCACUUUCAUCAAGUAUUUGCUGGAGAAGGAGUACCCGGGUAUGCGUAUAGGACCCGAGCCCACGACCGACCGCUUCAUCGCCGUUAUGCACAACACCACCGAAGGGUUGAUUCCGGGCAACGCUCUGGUCAUUGACGCGGACCGACAGUUCCGACAGUUGGCAAAGUUUGGCAAUCCUUUUCUCAAUCGGUUGCAGAUCUCGGAGACCAACAGCGAAGUGCUGGAGAGCUUGUCAUUCAUCGACACUCCGGGCAUAUUGUCGGGUGAGAAACAGCGGACAGAUCGCGGCUAUGACUUCACGGGUGUCCUCCAGUGGUUCGCCGAACGCGUGGAUCGCAUUGUAUUGAUGUUUGACGCCAACAAACUGGACAUCUCUGAUGAGAUGAAGAGCGCCAUCGAAGCCCUCAGAGGACACGACGACAAAAUGCGGAUCAUAUUGAAUAAGGCCGACACCGUUCCGCCCAAUCAACUGAUGCGAGUCUACGGCGCUCUCAUGUGGUCGUUGGCCAAAGUGUUGCGGACACCCGAAGCCGUGAGAGUCUAUAUCGGCUCCUUCUGGGACCGACCCCUUGAAUACGAUCUCAAUCGACAACUCUUUGAAACCGAAGAACAGGAUCUGUUGAAUGAUUUGACGACACUUCCCAGGGAUGGACGGCUGCGGCUGUUGAACGAUCUGAUCAAACGGACCCAAUUGGCCAAAGUUCACGCUCUGGUUAUCGCUGAGCUCCGGCGACAUAUGCCUCUCGUGUUGAAUAAGAAACAGAAACAGAAGGAACUGAUCCACCGGUUGAGCGCCAUAUACAGCGAUAUUCGGCACAAAUAUGGCAUACCUUUGAGCGACUUUCCCGCCAUUGAAACCAUGAAACAAAAGCUCCAAGACUUUGAUUUCAGUCGCUUUCAUUCGCACAACAAAUUACUGUUUCGGCAAAUCGACGAAAUGAUGGCCAGAGAUGUGCCAAAACUCAUGUCUAGCAUCGUAUCGGAACAGAUGUCGGCUCCGGUGGACGCCUACGAUAUAAAGGGCGGAAAGUUUGAUGUAUUAAAUCGCGAGCCGUUUGGAUACCUGAAGGGCGAGGGUUGGGACGCCGGCGCCGACGGCACCGCCCAAUGGAUUGUGGAGAAGAGCCGACACACGUAUGACAAAGUGUUCGCCACACUAUCGCCAGUGAACGGCAAGAUAUCGUCGGUGAGAGUGAAGGCAGAGAUGAUUAAAUCCAAACUACCCAACAGUACGUUGAAUAAGAUCUAUAGGCUGUCGGAUGUGGACCGCGACGGCCUGUUGGACGCCGACGAGUACGCGCUGGCCAUGCAUUUGAUGGCAAUCAAACUGGACGGACACGAUCUGCCCCUCGCUCUGCCCCCGCAUCUCGUCCCGCCCUCCAAACGCACCACCAAAUUGUGA